CUGGCGCUUUAUAUGAUGCACGUGGGCUCGUUCCAGCAUUUAAAUUAAGUUUUUCGUUUAAAAUAUUGAAUUAAAGCAACAAAACUGAUUAGUUUCUACGAUGUCAUCUUCAUUUUUCCUCAAACCAGGUGCCAAAGGCACCAAGAAGCGCAAGAAUCCCACAGCGGCCGCCGCAACAACAACAAAAGGAAAACCCCUUAAAAAAGGAGGGACACCGGGAAAUCCUGGAAAAACAGCCAACGUUGGACCCGUGCCAAAGAAGCAGCGACGGCCCAAGGAGGAGGAGGAGGAAAUCGCCAGCGAGGAUGAGGAGUUCGAUAGCGACCAGGAUGAAGCAAACACCCUGGCAUUUUCCUCCGAUGAGGGUGAAGAGGAGACUCCCCAGGACAAGCGUCUGCGACUGGCAAGGCAGUACCUCACAGAGAUCGAAAAGGAAGCGGAGCGCGCCGACGAUCGGGAGCGCCAAAGCGUUGAGCAGCGUCUGCAGACGGAAUACUUGGACAGCGUGGGAAAGCUGCGAAGAAAUAUAGCCAGCAACCUUAAGACUUGCGAGACGAGCCGAGUGCUAAAGCAUAAAAUCCACCACACCCCCAUCUGUGCCCUGGCCCUCAGUCCCGACGGCAAGUUCCUCUUCACGGGCGCCAAGUCGCAGUUCCUUUUGAAAUGGUGCACGGAAACGGGGAAAGUGCUGGAGAAAUCAGAUGUGUUGUCACAUCGCGAGGAACCUGCAACGAUCAAGAAGCGGCGCUCCCAUAUUAUCACCAUCUGCCUGUCCAACGAUAUGAAGUACCUGGCCUUAGCCGAAGGCGGUCCCCACAUACAAAUCUGGUGUCCGCAAACGAUGAAGCAUGUAAAGACGCUCAAGGGCCACAGGGACAGUGUGGCUGGGCUCGUUUUCCGCAAGGGAACCCAUGACUUGUACUCGGCGGCGAAGGAUAGAUCGGUGAAGAUCUGGUCGCUGGAUGAAAUGGCCUACGUGGAGAGCUUAUUUGGCCACCAAACGGGCGUGACCAGCAUAGAUGCCUUGAGCAGGGAGAGAGCCAUCACCGCUGGCGGAUCAGAUUGUUCCUUGCGCAUCUGGAAGAUUACGGAGGAGUCGCAACUGAUCUACAAUGGGCACAGGGAUAGCAUUGAGUGUGUGAAACUGAUCAACGAUGAGCACUUUGUCUCGGGAGGAAUGGAUGGAGCCAUCAGUUUAUGGAGCGCUUUGAAGAAGAAACCCAUUUGCACCACACAAGUAGCGCAUGGGACAGGAGAUAAUGGUGUGACCAACUGGAUAACAGCCUUGGCAGUGGUGGUCAACACGGAUUUAGUGGCUACAGGCUCCUGUGAUGGCUGCGUCCGGCUGUGGCAGACGAAUCCCAAUGCCCGUAAACUGCAGCAGAUUCAAAGUAUACCCAUUGCCGGUUUCAUCAAUGGCCUGGCCUUCAAUGCUGAUGGCACCCAGCUGUUUGUAGCUGUGGGCCAGGAGCAUCGCCUAGGUCGUUGGUGGCGGCACAAGGAGGCCAAGAAUCAAGUAGUAGUAGUCGACAUAAAGUUACAGAGCGCGACUAGCAGUUAGUUUUAUAUUUUAAGCUUAGGUAAAGUUGUAUAGUUCUUAAAAGAAGUAACGCUGCCUGCAAAAAAGUAAAUAAAAG
Drosophila serrata is the source of this 1637-nucleotide messenger RNA. RefSeq names its product U3 small nuclear riboprotein factor 55K (gene U3-55K). Gene Ontology annotation, cellular component: small-subunit processome. NCBI's taxonomy places the organism in Eukaryota, Metazoa, Arthropoda, Insecta, Diptera, Drosophilidae. The record is from RefSeq and is a predicted model, not a curated record. Gene Ontology annotation, molecular function: protein binding; U3 snoRNA binding.